This is a messenger RNA of Molossus molossus (Pallas's mastiff bat), 720 nucleotides long. RefSeq names its product ribosomal protein L14 (gene RPL14). Bases 36 to 671 code for a protein of 211 amino acids. Lineage: Eukaryota; Metazoa; Chordata; Mammalia; Chiroptera; Molossidae. The transcript has 6 exons. Gene Ontology annotation, molecular function: structural constituent of ribosome; RNA binding. Gene Ontology annotation, cellular component: cytosolic large ribosomal subunit; ribosome. The record is from RefSeq and is a predicted model, not a curated record. Gene Ontology annotation, biological process: ribosomal large subunit biogenesis; translation.
GUGGGCCUUCUUCCUUCUCGCCGAACGCCGCCGACAUGGUGUUCAGGCGCUUCGUGGAGGUUGGCCGGGUGGCCUACGUCUCCUUCGGGCCUCAUGCCGGGAAGCUGGUCGCGAUCGUAGAUGUGAUCGAUCAGAACAGGGCUUUGGUCGAUGGACCUUGCACUCAAGUAAGGAGACAGGCUAUGCCUUUCAAAUGCAUGCAGCUCACUGACUUCAUCCUCAAGUUCCCACACAGUGCCCGCCAGAAGUAUGUUCGACAAGCCUGGCAGAAGGCAGAUAUCAAUACAAAAUGGGCAGCCACGAGAUGGGCCAAGAAGAUUGAAGCCAGAGAAAAGAAAGCCAAGAUGACAGAUUUUGAUCGUUACAAAGUCAUGAAGGCAAAGAAAAUGAGGAACCGAAUAAUCAAGCUUGAAGUUAGGAAGCUUCAAAAGGCAGCUCUCCUGAAAGCAUCUCCCAAAAAAGCACCUUCUACUAAAGGUGCAGCUGCUGCUGCUGCUGCUGCAAAGGUUCCAGCAAAAAAAGUGAGCACUGCAGGCAAGAAGGCUCCGGCCCAGAAGGUUCCUGCCCAGAAAGCUGCAGGCCAGAAGGCAGCGCCUCCAAAAGCUCCGAAGGGUCCGAAAGCUCCAGCCCAGAAAGCACCUGCUCCCAAGGCAUCUGGCAAGAAAGCAUGAGAGCAUAGAGGUCAUUAUAAAAGUAAUAAAGGUUCUUUUUAACACGCUG